CUAACGUGACAGACUGAAGAAGGAGAAAGCAGAAGAAGUGUGUACGGAGAGAGAGAAAGAGAGGGAGAGAGAAGCAGCUGAGCAUACACACCCCCCCUCCCCUGUGUAAUAUAUCUAAAUCUAUAUAUAUUAUAUCGUAUUAUUUCUACAUGGAGACGCGCGCGAGGCGAUACGUUUACGGCGCGUGCACGCACGCAGGCAGAGUGAGUGAGACCGUGUGAGAGCGCGCGCGCGAGCGAGCGAGAGAGAGGAGUGUUUUCAUAUUUUCCUCCUUUACCGGACUAUAAAUCGACUUUGUUUGGCUUUGCACAUCAUCCCGACUGGAUUUGGACUCGACCCAGACGAGACUACGGAUUUGUUUUUUGUGGUGCUCUUUAAAGCAGAAUUGAUUUUAAAAACGUCUCGCGCAGGAGUAUGAAGCUGUAGCGCUGGCUCGGAUACCACCAUCUGUUUUGUUUUGGUUUUUUUUAUUUAUAUUAAAAAAUAAUAACAAACCCUUCACACACACAGAGAGACGCCAGUUUUUGUUUGAUUGGACAGCCCAAAGAUUUCUACAAGGUCACAAGUCACCAUGUUGAGAUAAUAUUAUUGUUAUUUAUGACUUGGCAGUGUGGUAGAGAGAAGAGAGAGAGCUAGCCCCGGGUUUUUUCCGCCUUCCUCACGUUUUAUUUUGUUGGCAAACUCAACCAACUGCUGUGUUUCUGUCUGAGAAGAAGCAUGGGCAUGAUACGAGAGUGACUCCAGGACCCGAGUUUGGCUGUUCAUACAGUGGAGCGAUUAAGAACCGAAAUCUAAAGGCUCUAAGCCCUUCCUCCCUGUGGUUCCUCAUGCUCAGUGUGGACUCUCGCCGCUUCGCUGCAGGAUGGAUGGUGUGGAUCUGACGCUUCACGUCUGUUGCCAUACGCGCUUACUGAUCUGUGACUGCUUCCUGUUCUUUUACGUGUAUAAAAGAACUCCUCCUCUUUUGGGCUCAGGCCCUACGGAGUGCAUCAAUAACUGUUUAUAAAGUACCACGCAAAAUAAUACGAGGAUCUCGCACAAACUUUUAUUUUGCCAAACGUAUUUUUCUUUUCUUUCUCCAGAAGUUUACAUUUGGGAUUUAUUCCGGAUAUUGUAAUUUAUUUAUUCUUUUAAGUGUUUUUUUUUUCCACCCCAUCUCCUGGAGUGAAGAUGUCCCAAAACCCUAACAAUGGUAUGGAGUUUCUGGCUCCUCCACCUAAAAAUGUGAAUGGCUCUGGCUCUGACUCCAUGCUGGGUGAGAAGCUGGGCGUCGAGGUCCGACACCGCCGUCACACCAUGGACAAAGAUCUCAAGACGGCAGAGCACCGAUUUUUCCGCCGCAGCGUCAUUUGUGACUCUAAUGUCACGGCGCUCGACCUCCCAAGCAAAGCCUGCAUCCCUACAACUCUCCCGGACUGCGAGUCGACUGUGUGCUCUUUGGGUGCGAGUUUGGUUCCUGAUCGAGCUCCGGAGGUCUGUACAGCCGUCGUAGUAGAGGAGCAUGCGGGGGAUGCGGUUGAACGAGGUGGACUCGACCGUGGUGAUGCGGCAGAAAAACAUAUCCCCUGUGUACAGAAAGCCAUUACUUGGAUCCCGAGCGAGAUUCCCAGGACUGCAGUCACACCGCCUGAAGUGACGGUCAGGAAGCGGGAAGGCGAAGGUGAUGGGACGGAGAAAUGCGACGAGGAAAAGGAGGCAGCGAAAGCUCGCGUGGAAGCAGAGCAGAGAGAAGCGGAGAAGAAGGUGCAGGAGGACGAGGAGGUGGAAACUAAAGCCGUCGGGACGUCGCCGGACGGCCGCUUCCUGAAAUUUGACAUCGAGAUCGGGCGUGGCUCUUUCAAAACCGUCUACAAGGGCCUGGAUACCGAGACAACCGUGGAAGUAGCCUGGUGCGAGCUUCAGGACCGUAAGCUGUCCAAGUCCGAGCGUCAGCGCUUUAAAGAAGAGGCCGGCAUGCUGAAGGGUCUGCAGCACCCCAACAUCGUGCGCUUCUACGACUCGUGGGAGUCUCCUUCCAAAGGCCGCAAGUGCAUCGUACUGGUGACGGAGCUCAUGACGUCAGGCACGCUGAAAACGUACCUGAAGCGUUUUAAGGUGAUGAAGAUCAAGGUGCUGAGGAGCUGGUGCCGUCAGAUCCUCAAGGGCCUUCAUUUCCUCCACACCAGGACUCCUCCCAUCAUCCAUCGGGACCUGAAGUGCGACAACAUCUUCAUCACGGGUCCCACAGGCUCUGUAAAGAUCGGCGACCUGGGCCUGGCUACUCUAAAGCGCUCUUCCUUUGCCAAGAGCGUAAUAGGUACCCCUGAGUUCAUGGCGCCCGAGAUGUAUGAGGAGAAGUAUGACGAGUCGGUGGACGUGUAUGCCUUUGGGAUGUGCAUGUUGGAGAUGGCUACCUCAGAGUACCCGUACUCCGAGUGUCAGAACCCGGCGCAGAUCUACCGGAGGGUCACCAGUGGCGUGAAACCCAGCAGCUUUGAUAAGGUGGCCAUACCCGAGGUGAAGGAGAUCAUCGAGGGCUGCAUUCGACAGAACAAAGACGAAAGAUAUGCUAUCAAAGUCCUGCUGAACCAUGCCUUCUUCCAAGAGGAGACAGGAGUGCGAGUGGAACUGGCUGAGGAAGAUGAUGGAGAAAUGAUCGCUAUCAAGCUCUGGCUGCGCAUCGAAGACGCCAAAAAGCUGAAAGGCAAAUAUAAAGACAACGAAGCUAUCGAGUUCUCUUUUGAUCUCCAUAAAGAUGUGCCUGAAGAUGUGGCCCAAGAAAUGGUCGAGUCCGGAUACGUGUGCGAGGCCGACCACAAGACCAUGGCCAAGGCUAUCAAAGACCGCGUGUCACUGAUCUGCCGCAAACGAGAACAGAGAAAGUUAGUGCGAGAGGAGCAGGAGAAGCGCAAACAGGAAGGUGAUCAACAACAACAACAACAACAGCUGAGCGAGUCUCAGAAGGCCUUGCAUUUCGGACCUCCGGGAACACCAGGAGCCACUCAGAUUCCGUGCAGCCUCCAGCCGCCCACUCCCGGCCCAGGACAGCUCGAACCAGAGGAGUGUGACACGGACCAGCACCAACAGCUGCAGUACCAACAAGCAGCCAUCACUUCUGAAGUCACGUUGGACAGCGGACAGGGAUCAUCCAUCUUCUCCGAGACACAGAUGAGUCAGCUCACCAUGUCUUAUAGUUCUCCAGCAGCAUCCCAUCAGACCCCCCAGCAGCAGCAGCAGCCUGCACAGCCCUCCUACCCCACUGCCUCACAAACUACCCAGCAGCACUCUCCAUUCCCCCCACAGCCCAUGCCGCAGUCUCUGGCUCAGCCGUAUGGAGGUGGGGGGGGCUCAGGUGUGUGCGAACCGCCUCUCUCUUUCCCCUCCAUCCCCGAGCGGCCCGUCUCCUUCUCUCCGCCGCCGUCCUGCCCACCCAAAGGUUUCAACGUGCAGCGCCGGAAGAGCACCUCCAUCUUAGAGGCCCAUACGCGCCACUUUCAGCCAGUCUACCGCAGCUACGGGAGCAGCCUCCACCCGUUCUCUAGCAUCGAAGCUCAUGAGCCGUCACAUUUCCUGCUGCCGAACGUAGCAGCUCACAGACUGGCUGAGCACAUGCAGGCUUCAGCGGAGUCCGUACAUGGAUAUAAGGACAUCCGAAUGGAGCAGGAGGAGGCAGUGCGUAGACUGAGUCUCAACCAGGCCGUCCUGCUGGACCACUUGGAGGCCAUGGCGUACAGCGGAUAUCCGAUAACAGCGCAUCAGCUCAACCAGCUCACCUUCCACCAGCAAAUGCAGGCUGCUGCAGCUGCUGCGAGUCUGGCGUAUGAGAGCCCUCAGCCCAGCCCGGGCUACCUACACCCACACGUCCCGAGCCUCAUGCGCCUAAACCAUAGUCCCAUCCCUCAGCCAGCACCAGUUAAUGUAGCCCAAGAAUCCUGCUACCAGCCUCAUCCACCGUUUCCUCAUUCUGCCCCACCGGUGUUGGCUCACACACCUGAUCCUGGCACUGCCUUUGAGUUUCACAUGCACAGCAUCCAAGCAGAACAGGGAGCGCUGGCAGCGAGACUGUUCCGAGCCCGGCGCGGCUCUAUGGAGCUCAAUCUGGAGGAGGCGUCGGGAAACACGGGUCCGUGCAGUCGGCUGCAGCCGGUAACCGAGGAGCUGGGGAGCUACACCAGCCCGGAGAUGCCCCUGCCUCCGGGAAGCCUGCUGUUGCUCCACGCUCAAAAAGAGCGCAGCCCGGAUCCUUCCAGCGACUCUGUGACUUCGUCCGAUACCGGAGACUUUCACUCGCCACCUCUGCCGCACGCAGGACGCCCGGGUCUGGAUGCCUCUCUCGCUCAGUCCAUCCCCCACAAGACCACGCAGCUUUACACGCCCGAAAGAGGGAGCGGAACGUGCGAGGGCCAUCCUCCCACGCACCACUCUUAUCUCUUCAUCCCGCCGUCUGAACCAUCCAGCUCUCAUAUCAGCACUCUACAGAGCGCCUGGGCUCGACAAACCACCAUCCAGCCUGAGCUUCCUUACCAUGAGUCUGCUCUGAGCCUGCAGGGUUCUGCUUUGCAGGCUCCGCCUCCGCAGUCCAGCUGUACAGCUGUUCCAAUGGUAUCCGGCAGCACCCAGGCCACACCCUGGAGCGACCCGGUCAAUCCACAGUAUGGAGGUUACUACAUCCCAGCAGUCCCUUCGCAGGUGAUUCCACAACAGGUUUCUCUGAGCGCUGCCUCUCAGCAGCCCACCGUCUCAUUGCCCCCGCAGCAGCAGCAGCUUCCUCCACCACAGCCGGCUAGCUCAGGCCAACAAAGCAUGGCCCAAGCACACAUCCAGCCUGGGUCUCCUGCUACACAGCAGUGCGUUAGUGAGACUAGUCCCAGAGUUGCGUCCCCGUCGCUGUGUAUGGAGCGUCUGUUCUUCCAAUACCAGGCGGCUCAGCUCGCUCUGGUGCAGCCUUCAUCGCCCCCUCCGAUCCAGCCUGUCCAGACUCCAGAUCAUUCACCAUUCAUCCAGCCGAUCGUCACACUUACCCCACUGCCCCUCUCCUAUCUCCCCCAGCCGUCUGUGCCUGGCCUGGGCUUCAUGCCUCCUGUAUCAGUGCCCGCUCAGCCGCUCCCACUAACAGUGGUCCAGGGACAGCAGCCGCUCCUUGUGGUGGCUUCAUCAGUUCCCUCCUCCCCGGCACCGGGAUCUGCGUGUAACUCGCCACUGCUCCCUGCGUCAUCGCAGCCCCAAACGAUGACUGUGCUUCCUCCUCUGCCGCUUGCGACCACUGUGCCAACAAUCUGUGUGGCUACUGUCCCAACCCCUACUGAGCAGCCCGGGCUAGCGUCAGACUCCCCGGCUCAGGCAUCCCAGUCCGGUCCUCAGACUACAGAUAAGGCACAGCUUCACGGCACAGCUUCCGCUCCAGCAAUGCCUUGCGGAAUGGAAAGCAGCCACUCCGAUGUGGCGUCCAGCAUGAGUGACGGAAACGAAGGUGUGAGCGGCGGCAGGCACGAGGGUCGAUCAGCCAAACGCCAUCAGCGCAGAUCCGUACGCAGUCGCUCCCGCCACGAAAAGAUCACCAAAGCCAAGCUUAACGUGCUCAACAUCUCUAAUAUGGGCGACAGGGUUGCCGAGUGCCAGCUGGAAACACACAACAGGAAAAUGGUGACUUUCAAGUUCGACCUGGACGGAGAUAAUCCUGAGGAAAUCGCUCAGAUCAUGGUUGAGAGUGAGUUUAUUCUGGAGAGUGAGCGAGAGUCCUUCAUCGAGCAAGUUCGGGAGGUUAUUGAAACUGCGGAUGAAAGGGGUCUUGAAAGGGAAAGCAGCCAGGCUGUGAGCAAUCCUGAAGAGCAGAUGACUGCUCCGUACACACCUCUCCAGCCAGGUGCUGGUGCGAGUACCACUACACAGGUGGUAACCUCGGCAGGCCGCAGGUUCAUCGUCAGUCCUGUUCCUGAGUCCAGACUGAAGGAACAGUUCUUUAGUGCGGUUCAACCCCCUGCUCCUAUUUUUGAGCAGCCGGCAGCACCGGGACUGCCUCCUGUGAUGGGUCUGUCUCAGUCGGCCUCGGCGCUUUCUCUGCAGCAGGCGUUUGCUGAGAUGCGUCAGGGCCAGUAUGACCCUGGGCCGAGCACAGCGCCCCCGACUCUCAACACCUCCCUUCCUCCACUGUUACCUGCAGUCAGCCCCUUGCCUCCCUCCUCCACUACAAUGCUGUCAUCUCCACCACAGUCCACUGAGCUAGCUGGCCCUCUUCUUAAUGUCUCCUCUUUGUCCACCUCACCUCCAUCAUCACUCACUCCUGUAGUGGUCUCCUUACCUCCUCAGAUCCCCCUUUCUGUCAGUCAACCUGUUGUGACCAGUAUGGCGGCUCAGCCUUUCUCAGUUCCGCAUUCCUCAUCCCCUUCUGGUGUUUUUCCCCAGCCAACAGUCCCAAUACACACCACUAUCAGCACAGCAGUGCCGGGUAGUGUAGCUCCGCCUUGCCAACAUGCUAGCACUAUAAAUAAUGUGAACUCUCUUCCUGUUGGAAUCGCAGAACAACCUAUUGUCGCUUCCAGCAUAGCCCAAAUCACCCCUCCUAUUGCCCCUAGCACAGCCAUUCAAACAGCUCAGCUCACCCCGAAUGUCAUUGCGCCAGUCCCAGUCACUGCCCCUUUGCCACAGGUGCCAGUCACCAGCAGUGCCCCUGUGGUGCAGCCCACCCUGGUUCACAGCCAACCGCAGCCUUCUACACUGCCCAAUCAGGGCCAUUCUCACUGCGUUGAAUGUGAGAGCGACCCUCAAAGCAAAACCCCAGGAAUCGAUGACAUCCAUGCUCUAGACAAGAAGCUGCGCUCACUCUUCAUGGACAUAAGCGCUGGCCUUCCUUCUGCCCCAGCUGACGCCAUUGUCACAGAGCCAGCUGCUCCUGGGACAUCCUCCCCUACCACUUCUUGCACCACCCCUCUUCCUCCAACUAGCUUACCUUUGAGCUCUCCUAUGUCCACCCCCGUCACAAGCGGCACCCCUGUCAGCAAAACGCCGUUGUCCCGAUUGCCGGUGUUGCCUGUCGGCUCCGAGCAGGCCGGCACGCCACCCACAGAACACCCGCCUCUCUUCCCGGGACCUUGUCUAACUCAGUCCCAGCAGCCACUGGAGGACCUGGAUGCCCAGCUGAGACGAGCUCUGAGCCCUGAGACGGUGUCGGUUAGCAACGUCACCCAUCAGUCCUCUCAUACUGGAGUAGCUGCUGGAGGGCAGCCAGUUCCAUUUUCUCUUGAAGGGGACCCAGGGGCUGUUCCAGCAUCUGGAGGCUUCACGCUGGGCCGAUUUCAGGUGUCAUUAGCAGCUGAUGACUCUUCCCUGCUGCCUCCCACCACCUCCAGUGACUCAUCUUCCUCUACCACAUCUUCAUCCACAUCCUCCUCUUCCUCUAAUCUCUCCAGUCCUGAGAACACUCUGCACAGGGCCUCUCCUCCUCUGUGUGAGGCAGGGCGUGAUGUGGUAGACGGUUUGCCCCCUGCGCCACCCAGCCAGCCCACUACGAUCGGCCGCUUCCAGGUCACCACCAAAAGUGAAACCACAGUGGGACGUUUCUCUGUGAGUCGAGCCCCUGACGAGCCCAUAACUCCCACGCCUGGUGAUGCAGAGUCUCAAGAACCACCACGCCAGAGUCCUCAAGUUCUGGGCAACGGCCCUGCACUCAGUCCUGAGGGCAAGAGCCAGUUGAGUUUGAACAACUCCUUUAACUCCUACUUAAGCAGUGAUAAUGACUCCGAGUUUGAAGACGAGGACUUCAAGCAGGAAAUCAGCAAGCUACGUGAGAAGCACAUGAUGGAGAGUCAGGCUCUGUACGCCCGGCAGAAAGAGGAAAUCGAUGCUCUUUUCGCCCGAGUUGGCAAAGUCCCACCUGCCAUGAUAAACCCACCCGCAGUGAAUCUAGCUGGCCGCAGGCGCCGACCCACCAAGAGCAAAAGCAGCAAGUCGAGCCGCACAAGUUCUCAGGGCAGUAAGAGCCCCAUUCAUCCUGGGAGCACCACUUUAUCAACUCAAAGUGCUCCCUCGGUGUACCCGACCCAGCAGACCUUUCCCGCCCCCAGUGAGUUAGGAGAAACAGGAAGCAAUCCCCUGCUUCAGGCUUUCAAGCCCUCACCUUCCAGCGAGAACCUAUACUCAGCCUUCACCAGUGACGCCACGCUGUCCGCCCCUAGCCUCUGUCUGCCCACGCAUGGCUGUGUAAAGUUCAGCUGUGGGUCGGAGAGAUUGACCUUCAAACCAGGUGGCAGAAGGACCCGUUUUCUGAGUACGCCGUGCUUGGCUCUUUGGAAGAUGGUGAAAAAAGUGUGCCCCUGCAACCAACUCUGUAGGACGAACAGCACAAACACAGUGGGCGGCCCGGGACAGGGGCAGAACCAAACGCAGCCUCCAUCCACUGCGUCCCAGAGCCGCAAGGGCACGUUCACCGACGACCUGCACAAGCUGGUGGACAACUGGGCCAGAGAUGCCAUGAACCUGUCACAGGGCAAAAGGGGCUCAAAACCCCAGCACCAGGCCCCAUCUCAGGGCCACAGCUAUGAGAUGAUUCCUUCUGGAAGCAUGGCCCGGAAGUUCUCCGCUCCGAGUCAGCUGUGUCCCAACAUGGCUUCAUCCAUGCCCAACCCUUCUGCUACCUCUUUAGGGGCACGUAAAGGCUCGCUGUGCCCUGCGCCUCAGUACGGCUACCCCUCCGCACCUUACAACAGCCCGUGGGCUGGCGUCUCGGCCGCACACACUCAGGCCCUGGGCCAGUUUCCCGCAGCCCCGGGCACCAUGCAGGCUUUCCACAUCAACACGCUGCAAAAAUCAGUCAGCAACCCAGGAGGGCCUAAUUUAAGGACCACAUAAGGUUGGGUCUAGCCUGUGCUAGGCCACAAUAGAGAGAUAGAGAGAAGGGCUUGAGACACAUGUGAACUGGUGGUGAGGUUGGUGUGAACUUAGGCACGUGUGUUGCACCUUUUGGAAAACGGGGCAGAUUUAAGCCAGGGUUUGUGCACACAUACACAGAAACACACCUUGUGUGGACGAAUCACUCCUGCACUCUGGUUGACAUGCCUUGAGGUGAACGCACACUGACACAAAGGAGAGACAAAAAAAAAAAAAAAAAAUGGGAGCAAUGUUAAAGCAGCCAAAGAGGAUGGUGACCAUUUUUUAUUUUCUUUGUUUGAAAAAUCUCAUGAACGUGUAUAGCGAUGUUGCUUCCAGGGUAGCCUGGGACUAGCUUGCUAAGCUUUCCCUGACUGUUUCACUUUAUUUGACACCCUUUUAGUCAGUUGAGGUCCCUGGAUCCAGUGAUGGAAGAGGGGAAAGCGAGGAAGGUGAUGGAUGUGCCCCAUCUCCAUUACAAACUUUCCACCAUCCUGGUAUCGGCUCUAAUUCUAUUUAAUGCAAUAAUUCUAGAAAUCAAAAGCCCAUUUUAAAAACACAGGAAGUGGCCUUUAGUAGAGAAAACAAGUAUUCGUGUACAGCUUCUCUCUUUUUAUAUAUAUAUAUAUAUAUAUAUAUAUAUAUAUAUAUAUAUAAAUUGGGAUAUCAUUUUAAAGUAGUGUGGACCUUCACAUGGUCAGAGGCCAUUCAGCCACCCCUGAGAGUUUGGACUACAAAGCUUAUUAUAACUAUAAAACUCCCAGCUUGCUUUGUAGUGCUUACCAUCCACCUCCACCUCUCUUUUUGGGAGAUUUAAAAAAGUGAUUUAACUAAGAAUAAACACACCCCAUGUUAUUGUGCCUCGUGUUAUACCGGACAAAUUAACCCAAUUUUACUUCUCCUUAAAGCCAAAAAAAUACUCCUGCAUUAUUCAUUCAGUUUCACAAAGAGUGACCGGAGAGGCUGGAGGUGCGGUGGAGAUUUAUUUACCCUGAGUGAGGAAGGGGUGCCUGUCUGGCUUGUUCACGCGUCCUACAGGCUGGUGAAGCUUUAACUCUACUAUCUAUUAGCAUUGUAACAGCUUUUAUAAUCCUGAGCUCAUUAGGGACCUCUUUACGACAGGUUGCUUUUUUGAAAUGUAUGUUUAAAUGAGAAAAGUUGUGUUCUGUACGGACCUGUAUUUAUCCAUCAGUUAUUGAUGUUGAAACACUGUGAUUUAUUAUAAAUGUUGUUGGACAACAUAAGUUUAAAGCAAUGGUAGAAAAAGGGUGGUAACGAGGAGGAUUUAUUGCUAUUAGGUAAAAGGUGAUGUAAGGCUAGCUAUUACCUUAUUACAGAACUUAUUGGAGACACUUUAACCCUUUCCUCCCCCUUUGUACUUCUUUCUUUGUAUUAGAUAAAUGUGAAUGUAAAACAGUUUCAAUUAACGUACUUGAAUAACCGCUCUGUCCCCCCCCCCUUUCUCCCCAGUGCCCACUGAGCGUACUGGAGUUUCUUGUGCCUUGCAUUCUUUUUGUUUUCUUUCUUUUGGUUAAUUUUUUGUUUUGCUUUAGUAAUUGUUAGUAAUUUUGUGGCAGCAGAGGUGUGUAGGCGCCUAGUCGGGUGCUCGCAUGAUAAUUCUGGCAAUUAACAGGCUGUAGGGAAGAGAUUCUGGGUUCAGUGCCAUCUUUUACGUCGGUUAAGACCAAAAUGAUCUGGUGAUGAAUCGUUUUAGCUUAUUACUGAUGUUAGAACUGUAUGAAGUGUUGUCUGACACAGCCGGUCAGUGAUAAGCUUUUGGCCUGGGCACUAGACUGCUGGGCAUCCCGUGUCCCGUUUCCUGCCCUUAUGCCUACUUGUCAGUGUUCUCAGAUCAUUUGAACUCCCUACAAGGACCCUUGCAUAGCAUGUGAACUUGCCACAAUAGUUGUAAAUGCUGUAAUUCUGCUAAAGCAUUAUCUUUGGGACAGCAGACAGGCAGUCGGUAUCCAGAAGUAACCCUGUGUUUCCACUGGCAGCGAUACAGCGCUACGUGCCAUUAAUAUUCAACCAGAGUGUUGGUGAGAGUUUGAUUCACUUCAUGCAAAUGAGACUCGAUGAUCAGUAAAAAGUGUAAAUAAAGAACAACUGUUAAGCAUCAGUGUUUGGUUUCAGAUGUUCACGCUGUGAUGCUACUGAUUUUAAGAGAUUAAUACAUCUGUGAAAACGAGCAGUGGCGUUUUGAUGAUCUAGCACUAGAACAUUUCCUGCUAAAAUGGUAUAUUCCUAGCUGGUAGAUAUCUUCUCAAACCCAUUGUGGUCUAGCCUACAUUCUGCAUCCCGCUGUAUAGUUUACCCAGGAGCUACCACGGAAACCAUGGCAACCAGCAUUAACUCGAGACGGGCGCUCAUCAGCCAAUAACCAUGUAUGAAAUAUCGCUGCUGGUGUGAAGGCAGGGUUAUGCAGGAGGUAAGAAAGCACACUGUCGACGAUCAGUUAAAGAAGACCUACACUGACUUGUAUAGUGUGUGUGUGUGUGUGUAAGCGUGUCCCGUAUUUAAAGCUUGUGUUGUUUUUUGUUUUAGACGAGCCUUUCGAGUCGGCGCUCACAGGAAGCGCGGUAGUCUUGUGUUGGCUGUGGAUGUGGAAGUGUCCAGAUGAGGAAAGUAGGUUGAGAGAAGCCAAUACAUUGAGAGGAUAUUGAGAGUGAGUAAUUAAGGAUACUAGUCCUGCUGGUUGGAACCGCUUUCAGUUUAGUGGUUCUGUCUGAAUCUGUGUUUAACCAGUGAAGCCUGUAUUGUUGUAGACGUAACUGGGAACUUGUAUACAGAAAAAAAUAAGUAAAUAAAUAAAAGGAUGUUCGGUUCAGUUGUAGGACCAGGAAGAGAAGUAUGGUAGAUGGCACCUCACCAAAACACAAGACUUGCCUCUGUUGCUCUGUAGCGUCUGAAACGGCACUGCUUUCCUAAUUACGCAGUUCUCGGUUUAUUGUAGAAAUAACUGCCUUGUGCUUUUCAUGCAGAUCAGUAGCUUGUUCAGAAAAAUAAAAAUAAAAAGGUCUUUCAGUAGCACUCGACCGAUGCCACUCACAACGUCGACAGAAAUCCCAGUAGAAUGUGUUUGUGUAGGUUAGACCUUCAGCGUAGAGCCAGUCGGUGGACGUGUUGCCGCGUACCUGUGAAAAUCACCUAGAGCAGAAAAACGGCAGCUUUAGAAAUCCAUAGAGCGGCAUGAGCAUGUUACAACAACCACAAGGCACAGAAGCAGUGAAACCUCGUCAUCUUAACUGCUGAUCACCGAUAGGAACUGCUAGAUUACUACACGCCAUUGCCUUAAAGCUUUAGCUGUCUGCGUCUGGCUCCGGAAAAGUUCACCUUAUGAAUACAGUCCAUUUUAUAGAGAACUACAAAAUAGAUUAGCCAACCGUUUACUCUCUCUCUCUCUCUCUCCGAGUGGCUGUAUUGUACUUUCAGUAUUUAAAAACAAAACAAAAGGUUUUAACAGCUUGGGUUUGUUUUUGCUUCUUUAUUUUUCUUUAUUUUCUACUUACUUUGUACUCUGUAAAUCUGGAGCACGGCGGUUAGUUUGGUUUUUUCGAGCUGCAAAGCAAAUACGAUUUUUUAUUUUUAUUUUUAUUUUUUUUUUCUUCUCCAAGAUUUUCCGUUAAUUCCACAUUCGGACAAAACCCACACGACUAGCAUACGAGUGCCAUUCCUACAUAACAUUUCUCAUGAGUUUGUAGUUUGCUCCGAUUUUGAUUCCAUAAACUGAGCACCUUGUUUACUGUUAGAAAAGUGAUAUUUAGUAGCUGCAGUGCAGAAUAUGCAAUAUAUCUAAUAAUGGGAUACACUGGGUAGAGACCAUGUCCCCUGGUUUACUCCAGUAGUACGGAGAAUUUACUAAAUUCACACGUGUUAUUACUCCAGUAUCACUUUUUUUGUUUCCUUUUUGGAACGUAGACACUGCUACAGUUUUUAAAGAUGUUUAUUCUGUUUACGUCAUCACCUGUUAGAAACAAAAACAUAUGCCGCUUAGCAAAGUGCCAAUAUGUAGAAAUGCGGUUCACUGCACCACCGGACACAUUCAGUUAAUAAUAAUAAUAAUAAUAAUAAUAAUAAUAAUAA
Hemibagrus wyckioides is the source of this 12924-nucleotide messenger RNA. RefSeq names its product WNK lysine deficient protein kinase 1b (gene wnk1b). Lineage: Eukaryota; Metazoa; Chordata; Actinopteri; Siluriformes; Bagridae. Bases 1171 to 8823 code for a protein of 2550 amino acids. Gene Ontology annotation, cellular component: cytoplasm; cytosol. Gene Ontology annotation, molecular function: protein serine/threonine kinase activity; potassium channel inhibitor activity; chloride channel inhibitor activity. Gene Ontology annotation, biological process: positive regulation of sodium ion transmembrane transporter activity; protein phosphorylation; monoatomic ion homeostasis. The transcript is spliced from 33 exons. The record is from RefSeq and is a predicted model, not a curated record.